AUGACCACAACACCUCCGAUGCGCCCGCUGACGGCGACCGAGAUGGCGGCUGUCCGCGCCGAGUUCCCGUCGUUCAACGUGCCCAACCAGAGUGUCUUCUUUGACAACGCCGGCGGCGGCCAAGUCCUCAAGCGCGUGGCCGACAAGGUGUACGAGUACCUCACGUCGACAAGUGUCCAGAUCGGCGGGACGUACGCGACCGCCAAGGCCGCCAACGCGCGCGUUCUGACCGCGCGCAAGGCCGUCGCCGAGUUUAUCAAUGCGCCCAACGACGAGGAGGUCAUCAUGGGCAGCUCGACCACGAGCCUUGUGUUCCUCUUCAUCCAAGCGCUGCUCCCGAGCAUCCGCGAAGGCGACGAGAUCAUCUUGACCAACUCGGAGCACGAAGCCAACGUCGGCGCGUGGAAGCGUCUCGCCAAGGCCGGUGCGGUCAUCAAAGUCUGGGAGAUCAACCCGGCGAGCAUGCACCUCGAGCUUGCGCAGCUUGACGCACUCUUGACGGCCAAGACGAAAUGGGUCGCAAUGACGCAUGCGUCCAACAUCCUCGGUACGGUCAACCCCGUGAAGGCUGUCGCGGACCGCGUUCAUGCUGUCGGCGGCCGUCUCUCGGUGGACGCCGUUGCGUACGCGCCGCAUCGCCUUGUCGACGUGCAAGCGAGCGGCGCCGACAUUUACGUCUUUAGCUUUUACAAGGUCUUUGGCCCGCACUACGCCGUCAUGUGGGGCCACCGCGACUUUCUCAUCUCGCUCUCGAGUCUCAACCACGAGUUCAUUGCGGCCGACGACCUUCCGUACAAGCUCCAGCCCGGCAACGUCAACUUCGAGCUCUCGCAUGGCUGCAGCGCGAUCCCAGAGUACUUUCAGGCCAUGGGCAAGCUCCUCGGCGCGCCCAGCGGCGCCUCGAACCGCGCCCUGAUGCAGCACGCGUUUGACCGCUUUGACAUGCACGAGCGGUACCUCUCGGAGCGCCUCCUUUCGUACCUUCGGUCGCAGCCCAAGGUCAAGGUGCUCGGUCUCUCGGAGGUCGCCAUGACAUCGCCCGUUGAUCAUCUCUACCGUGAACGCAUUGCCACGAUCAGCUUCCUCGUCGACGGCGUCGCGUCACCGUCCAUUGUCGCGCACAUGGACCGCGUCAACAUUGGUGUGCGGUUUGGCCACUUUUACGCCGUCCACCUCGUCGAGCCGCUCGGCAUGGCCAAGCACGGUGGCGCGGUCCGCGUCUCGAUGGCCCACUACAACACGGUCGAGGAAGUCGACUUGCUCAUCUCGCACCUCCGCACAUUGAUUGUGUAG
Saprolegnia diclina VS20 is the source of this 1293-nucleotide messenger RNA. RefSeq names its product cysteine desulfurase. The record is from RefSeq and is a predicted model, not a curated record. Lineage: Eukaryota; Oomycota; Saprolegniomycetes; Saprolegniales; Saprolegniaceae. The transcript has a single exon. The coding region runs from base 1 to 1293 and encodes 430 amino acids.